Messenger RNA from Ananas comosus (pineapple), 1872 nucleotides. Its product is annotated as NAC domain-containing protein 7. The transcript has 4 exons. Gene Ontology annotation, molecular function: DNA binding. The coding region runs from base 423 to 1430 and encodes 335 amino acids. Gene Ontology annotation, biological process: regulation of DNA-templated transcription. The record is from RefSeq and is a predicted model, not a curated record. Lineage: Eukaryota; Viridiplantae; Streptophyta; Magnoliopsida; Poales; Bromeliaceae.
GCCUUCCCCUGCAAUCCAUCAGCCCACUAGCUAUACUAUCUCUCUCACUGAAUCCCUUUCUUGAAAAGGAGAGCGCAUACACGCACAACACUUCCUUCUCAUGGUUAUUUAACGCCGCUCGCUGCGCCUUCACCCUAUUCGUUUGCCUCUUCCUCCUCACACUGCUUCAUUAUAGCUCGGAGGGGGGACAAUUCUCGGGUUCCGAUCUCUCCGUAGCCGUGCUUCAACGAGGAGGGAAUUGAUUAACGAGAAGCAUAUUAAGAGGACGAGGUGCGGCGUUCGCAAUACCCGAGAUUUGUGUCGGAGCGAACCGAAGCAGCAGCAAAAAGGCACACUGAUUGUCUCUUCAGUUCGUUUGUCUCCUAUAGCUCAGUUGGAUAGAGCGGGCGUGGUAAAAAGGUGAAUACAUAGCUUGGAGAAAAAUGAAUACUUUCUCCCAUGUUCCCCCGGGAUUCCGGUUCCACCCUACAGAUGAAGAACUAGUGGAUUACUAUCUUAGAAAGAAGGUCGCAUCGAGAAAGAUUGAUUUAGAUGUUAUAAAAGAUGUCGACUUAUAUAAAAUUGAACCAUGGGACCUGCAAGAAAAAUGUAAGAUAGGAACAGAAGAGCAAAGUGAGUGGUACUUUUUUAGCCACAAGGAUAAGAAGUAUCCUACCGGUACGCGAACUAAUAGGGCGACAACGGCUGGAUUUUGGAAGGCAACUGGAAGAGAUAAGCCAAUUUACUCGAAGAACAACCUUGUUGGAAUGAGGAAGACCCUAGUUUUCUAUAAAGGCCGAGCGCCGAAUGGACAAAAGUCUGAUUGGAUUAUGCACGAAUAUCGUCUCGAAACAAAUGAAUAUGGGAGUUCCUCCCAGGAGGAAGGAUGGGCAGUUUGUAGAGUGUUCAAGAAGCGAGCCACCGCCACACAAAGACUAAGCGAGCACGAGUCGCCUUGCUGGUACAACGACCAUGCUCCGUUCAUCCCCGACCUAGAUUCGCCAAAAAUGAACAGACUAGGGCAUCAAACGGAUCCGUCCUUCGAGACCCAUCUCUAUUCCUGCAGACCUGAGCUAGAGUUGAACCACUUCCUGCCGCACGAACCCUUUCUGCAGCUCCCUCAGUUAGUGAGCCCCAAACUUAUGAACUGCAUCAGCCAUGCAGCCAAUCUUCAGGCGUCGACGAUAUCUUCCCACGAAGAGCUUAUCCAUCAGCCCAGCAAUCAACUUCAUGCAAUCGCAAUUUGUGGUAAUAACGGAGGCACCGAUCAAUCCUCCGAACAUGUUACGGAUUGGAGAGUUCUCGACAAGUUCGUCGCUUCUCAGCUUAGCCAUGAUAAUGCCAACAAAGAGCCAAACUACUCAGAUUCUGCAAAUAUGUUCCAAGUUUCAGACAAACAAGAAGAGGCCUCAACAUCAGGCUCCAGUAGCCAAAUUGAUAUGUGGAAAUAAGGCCAGUGACUGCAAUAAAAAUAAAAAGAAUGAUUAUAUAUGACUACAUAUAUCGAUCUCUCUCUCUCUCUCUCUCUCUCUCUAUAUAUAUAUAUACAUAUAUACUGAUCUUAAUUAGGGAGCAAUGUAUAAAGAAAAUGGCAAGUAAUCAUGCAGGUCUUUGUACAUAAUAAACUUAAACUAAUACUGGGCUAGCUAGUAUGCCAAACUGCUUAGCCACAAGCUGCUGUUAAUAAGGUAAUUAGAUGGAAUUAAGGUGAAAUUAAGCCAAGGGUUUGGGUAAACUAACUUGGCUCAGUCAUGUUGCAGGAAAUGUAUACCCUGCUGUUUAAUUAGUGGACUUCUAUUUGUAGUCCUUUGUUCGACAACAGCAUUUGCUGUUGAAAAAAUCGUUGUAUACAGGAUUUUAGAUGUUUGUUGUGUUUAAAUUGCAAUGCCAAUG